Molecule: messenger RNA, 2040 nt
Organism: Gavia stellata (red-throated loon)
Lineage: Eukaryota; Metazoa; Chordata; Aves; Gaviiformes; Gaviidae
Gene: ZSWIM1
Product: zinc finger SWIM-type containing 1
Exons: 2
Coding region: 1-1632 (543 amino acids)
Molecular function (GO): zinc ion binding
Source: RefSeq, a predicted model, not a curated record
AUGGCGCAGACCCCGCCGGGCCUGGGCCGCGGCUCCCUGGUGGCCUACGAGCUGAGCGCGGGCGGCGGCAUGGCCUCCGUCAGCUUCCAGAGCGCCGCCAUGGGCAGCGCCUUCGCCCGCUUCCCCCGGGCGCUGCUGGUGCACCGGGCUGGCGGGUCGGCGGGCCGGGCGCUCUAUGUCUUCCUGGUGGCCGGGCCGGCCCCGGCACUGCGGGGCGGCAUGGCCAGGGUGGUGCAUCUCGCUGUCCCGCGGGACGAGUCGGCAGGAAGCCUGGCCCGCAUGUACGGGGCGUUCAGGGCCUUCAACCCCGCCUGGGCCGAGACCCGGCUCCUCCUGGUGGGCCCCGGCCUCCCCCAGCCGCCAGCGCUCGCCCAGGCCUUUCCUGCAGCGGAGGUGCAGCUCUCCGUCUUCCACCUCUGCAAGCGCCUGCAGCAGCAGAUCCAGCGGCUGGCCUUGGAGGGCCGCGUCGAGCGCCUGAUCCUGGCCGCCCUGCGCGACACCGUGUGCGCAGCCACCGGGAGCAGCCGCGGGAAGAUGCACGCCCUCCUGAGGGACCUCGUGACGCCAGACUUGCUGCCUCAGCUCCAUAUUCACUGGCUGCUCGAUGAUGAGAUCUGGGCCGUGCACAGGGAGAGGACUUGUGGGGAGAGCAGUAACUACUUUAGGGACCUGGAGAUUGUCACCCAGGGGUUAAGCCAGGUUUUCAGUGCUGGGCUCUCUCUUGAGAGCUGCAUCACCUCCUUAGCCCAGUACUACCAGAAGUGUGUUUCUAAGAGCCCUCCAGAUACCGCGAUAUGCUCUGCUCCCCAUCCUGAUCGCUGUGCUGCUCAGGCAGUUCCCCAAAGCCUGCCUGCCUCACGUCCGCCUCUCGCCCCUCUGGCGUGCCAGGGUAAGCCAUCUCAGAGCUCCAUCCAGGCCUCUCCCACCACAAGUUCACUGGCAGCUCCUCGGCUCCCUGCGGCUCUUCAGCAUCAGCCUGAAAUCCCCCAGACUCUCCUCCAGAGCGAGCCUGCGAGCCCUCAGUCCUCAUUAGAUCCUUCAUCUCCUGCGGCUAAGCUGGAGGCCACAGAAAACCCAGAGGGUGACAGCGAGGAGGAGAUUAACCGAAGGACUGAAGAACACAUCAAGCAGUCUUUGAGUGAUAUUUGCAUGGAGCCCGCUGCCAGGCUGUGCCUGAGUGAGUUUGCGGUGGUUCAGAAGUCGGUGCAGCUGAUAGGCACCGGGGAGGACGCUCUCAGCAUACAGGUCCUGGAGGAUGCCCACAGGGUGGACCUGAAAGGCCUGAGCAGCUGCACUUGCCACUUCAACCAAGUCUUCCAGCUGCCCUGCCGGCACAUCCUGGCCAUGCUGAAUUCAGAGAGGAAGACCUUACAGCCGGAGAUGCUCAGCAGACAGUGGCAGAAGGGAUGCGAUGCCCGUCAGGCUGGGCAAGACAGUGCUGAUGGCCUCUUGGAGGUCCUGAAGAGCUCCUGGAAUGAGUCGUUGGAUAAAUCCCUGGUGGUGUCCUUUCUCACGGCAGAGAUCAGCCGGCUUCUCACCCACUGCAGUGGGGAGGAGUUUGAGCGCAGGUACAGGACCCUCCGGGAGCUGGCUGACAGCUGGAUCGGGCCCUAUGUCAAGGUGAAGCUCUAACACCGAGCGGGAGCCGAGCUGGCCACUCCAUGUGCAGGCCCUCGGGAGCAGUGGGGCAGCAGAUGUGCAGGAGGCCUGUUCAUCACUCCAUCAGUGUCCCGGCUUCCCCCUUUGCUCCCCUCAGCCCAUCACUCCCUCAGGGCUCGGCAUGGAAAGGGCAGUUUGUGUCCUUUAUCUGCAAAGUGAAUGUCGCCUCUUGCAUGGGGCAGCUGAGGAACCGGAUUGGGAACUCCAGAUCACGCUGGAAUGGGUAACCAUCCGCUGACCUGGCUAACAGGAGAUGUGGCUGGGAGCCAACCACGGGUGGUGCGGCGUGGGAAGUGAUGGUAUAAUAACGUGACAAAAUUAUUUGAUCCGUGGCCAGCGCCUGAAGGUCCGUCCAGCAUCCAGCUGUGAUGUGUUGUGCAA